UCAGAGACUUCUUCAAGUUGCGAGGUUUAUACACAGCAGUCUUUAAAAGGUAAAGAAAACUUUGAAAACGAGACCAAAGCAGACAACCCCUUAGCCAAAGCAUAUGGUCCGUGCUACCGGUUACAAUUUCAACUCAUCAGGAAGCGUUUGCAGUCUUUAGUUGAGAAAAGAGCUUGUUUGCUGGACUUUCUAACUACCAAGAUCUUCGUUAGAGAAGGCAAAAUGUCUUCACGGUUGAUCUUGCUAGCUCUCUGGAGUUUUUGUAUGGUGACCUGUUGCCUUGCACAGAACAGCACAGUCGAAACAGAAGAAGAAGCCAUGGCGUAUCUCAAUAAGUAUGGAUAUCUGGACAUGACAGGUGGCAUGCCGAAUACUGAAGAGAGGAGGAGAGCCCUCGAGUAUUUCCAAAGAUUUGCAAAUAUAACAAUGACAGGAGUCCUAGACGAUGAGACACUGGUGAUGAUGAACACACCUCGUUGUGGAAUGGUGGACAUGAACUCCCCUGCCGACAUGAUGAGGAAGAAACGAUAUGCCUUAGGCAGCAGGUGGUCCAAGACAGAACUCACGUAUAAGAUCAUCAACCGGACCCCAGACCUGCCUGCUGACGAGGUUGACCGUAUCAUUACCGAGUCUAUCGAGAAAUGGGCUGAUGUAUCUCGUCUUACAUUCACGCUGGUAACGUCAGGAGACGCAGAUAUCUUGAUCAGCUUUGCUGCAGGCAGCCACGGGGACGACGGUCCAUUCGACGGACCAGGUGGUGUUCUUGCGCAUGCGUAUUACCCCUCCUCCAAUGCAAUUGGCGGCGAUGCACACUUCGACGAAGAUGAAGAUUACACGGACGCUAGUUCUAGAGGAAUCAAUAUGGAAUGGGUCGCCGUGCACGAGUUCGGGCACAGUCUUGGACUGGGCCAUUCCCAGAUUGAGGGCGCUGUGAUGUAUCCGUAUUACACAGGCUACGUACCCAACUUCCAGCUAAAUAGUGAUGACAUCGCCGGUAUUCAAGCCCACUAUGGCGAGAAUGUUGGAGAACCCGAAGACACGCCCCCUACGCCAGUGGACAAGUGUAUGACUUCAAUUACCAUGGCAACAAGAACGCUGGAUGGCUCCACCUAUUUGGGCAAUGCAACGCACUUGUACCGUCGUUUAACGGAUGGUUCGAUUCCCGACGGUUAUCCGAAGGUGAUUGGUGUUGAGUUUCCCGGUCUUCCAACUGCUCUGGAUGCGGCUCUUUUUUACCCUCCUAACGGUAAAACGUAUUUCUUCAAGGGAAGUCAAUACUGGAGGUUCCGUAACCAGAGAAUGGAUAGGGGUUUUCCGAGACCCUUGUCCGACUGGCGCGGACUGCCGAAUGACAUUUCUUCGGCUUUCAUUUGGAGCCGUAAUGGCCAGAUAUAUUUCACAAAAGGAGACGAGUAUUACCGCUACUACCCUGGUUAUGGAGUCCUCUCGUACUACCCUCAACCGCUCAGCCAGUGGGACGGGCUCCCAAGCGACGGAGUAGAUGCGGCGUUCCAGUGGACCAACGCCCGCACUUACUUCUUCAAAGGCUCUGAGUAUUACCGCUUUAACGACAGAGCCGUUACUGUUGAUCAGGGCUAUCCCAUCAACACGGCUACCGCGUGGCUGGGAUGCGAUUCCGACCAGCUGGUCGUUGGCCCGACAUCGUCGCCGACAACAUCGCCCGCUGCCGGAGACGCGGUCGUACUGGCACCGUCUAUGGUUGCCGUUCUCUUCUCGACGAUUGCUGCCGUCUUCUAUUCAUUUCAAUAGAACGACAUUAUCGCGUUUUUAUAUCACGACAUUAUAGAUAUUAUUUCCAUUUCAUUCAAAAUCAUGUACCAAUAAUAUUCGACCAAUAUCUCUUUAAAUGUUAUCAUUGAAGAUUCCAUCACGAUUUUAUCAGUUAUUCUCACUUGUUAUAAAUGUACAUGUAAAAGUAAGAAUCAUAUUUUAUAGGAGUAUGAAUUGUUGUUGAUGUAAUUUGUAUUGUUGAAGGAUUUUUCAGAUCGAAUCUAUUUGUAGACUUACUAGAUAACGGAUAUUUGACGAUAAAACUUGAGAGAAAUAGCGCGAUUUUUUUUCUUCAAUAGACUAUAAGUACCUUAAACAUCGAUAUCGACGACCAUUCAGUAAUAAUCAAACGUAGAAUUGACGAUCGAGGCAGUGAAAUAACUUUUAACGGCCUAGCUAUGAUAAAGCUUACUUUAUGUUUCCAGUUUCCAGACUUUACAGAGACAAAAUCUAAGCAUGUUUUAGUGCAGGUGUUGUGGUGUAAUGGUUGAUUCACCCGACUCUCAGUCCAAGGGUUGAGAGUUCGAAUCCCGUCAAAUAUCAGUUAUCUAGUAAGUCUACAAAUAGAUUCGAUUUGAUAAAUCCUUCAACAAAUAAAAAUGACAUCCAUAAGAAUUCAUACUUCUAAAAAUAUUGUACCAAGGUAAUUUUGGCAAAACAUAAAUCCAUAUUUGGCACACUCCACCAUGCACGGUGUAAAUGAGUACCUGCAAAACUUCGGUAGUGAUAAUUGAAGGGCUUGCAAGAAGAGCAGUGUAAAAAACUGAUGUGGCUGCCAUGGGUAAAUAUAUAAGAGACGAUUAAUAUUUUUAAUAUCUUUCUUGUUUUUUCAUCACAAUAAAUGCAUAUAAAUAUUAGAAUACAAGUGUGGAUGAUGAGGCGGAUAUAGCUCUAGGCUUGAAAAUUAUGUCAUUUAUUAUAAAAAAAAAUCUAUAUUUAAUAUCGGCUUUUGACUUGUAAAGUUAUUUUAAAAUCUUUAUGCCAUUAUAACGUAUUUUUAUUCAUAGGGCCUACCUUAUCCAGCUUUAUACUGUUAAAGGUACUAUGUCCAAUUCGCAGGCCAAACAAAAGGUUAAAUUCCAACGGCAUUUGAAAGAUAAUACUAAUUUAGAACUCUAGAAAUUUAGAAAGGCUUGAAAAUGUCUGUAAGUGGGGGAAAUAACGACCAUUAGUUUUCGAAUCUACUUAAGUGAUUGCAAUCCAGUAAGUAUCGGUCUGAUUUUUAGACCCUUGUACUGAAUGGCCGUAUGUUUUGUGCUGCGUAAAGAUUCAAUCAGUUUACUUUUGGCUAUUACAAGAAGUGGGUUAUUGAUGUAGACAAAUAGGCCUAAUGCUCAAGUACCACAUUACAUCUCAUUUCAUGUAUGUUAUUACCAAAGAAAAAGAGAUGCCAGUCAGUCACUCAAUAGUGUCUGACAGUGAAGUCUAGGAAGUAAAGGGUCCCUUGCAUAAUUUGAAUAUUAGGACACUGCUAACGUUUAAAUUUCACAGAUAGGACAUCAUACAUGACAUAUUCAUAAGUCCUGCAAAGUUCUACAUAAUUUGAUGUUGGCUGCAAAUGAGACAAUGGUGUCGAUUAUAUUAUCAGUAUCUAUGUUUCUAACUUUUUUUACGGAAGCUUUAUGUCAGUAACCAUGCACAAUAUAAUAUUUUAUAUAAAUAA
Molecule: messenger RNA, 3454 nt
Organism: Strongylocentrotus purpuratus (purple sea urchin)
Lineage: Eukaryota; Metazoa; Echinodermata; Echinoidea; Camarodonta; Strongylocentrotidae
Product: interstitial collagenase-like
Exons: 9
Coding region: 223-1770 (515 amino acids)
Biological process (GO): extracellular matrix organization; proteolysis; collagen catabolic process
Cellular component (GO): extracellular matrix
Molecular function (GO): metalloendopeptidase activity; zinc ion binding
Source: RefSeq, a predicted model, not a curated record